UUAUGCAGACAUCUUCAAGAUAACAAAAUCCAGAAAUUGGAAACAGGAACGUUCUCAGGUCUGACGCGGUUAUCGCGCUUGUAAGUUGUACUCGUUGAAGUGCUCUUUAUUUAUUUGAAUUUUUUGUUGUUAUUUGCAUUUGCAUUGGAGUUAAUGCUAGAGUAGCGUAAAGUACAGACACUAUCAGCACUAUACUACAGUAUCAAUCCAUGAAUCCGCCUGCUUUAAUGUGUUAACGGACUCAGUUGGUAAAAUCAGUCCUGCUCUCUUCGCUUAAUGAUUUUGUUUGCUUUUGUGUCUUUGUUGUCUCAGUAAGGAAUUCAAUUGCAAUAUUUUAUAUUCAAAUAACGUACAUAGUGUGCGGUGCAGACUCCUUAUCUCAAAUGUCCCAAAUUGCAAACCGUUCAGAGAAACUGAAAUAACAGAAGUAGAUUAUUUAGGGCGAUAUCAAUUGGGGAGUAAAUGUAAAGGAUGGGAAGAGAAAGCAGGUAUAUAUUUUCACAUUAUUUCCACAUUUUCUAUAUCAGUGCCAAAGAAAAGAGACGAUAAUAGAUUUAAGCUUAGUCGGCCCCUGAUUUUAGAUUGUUUAGCUUCAUGUUUCAAAAUUCAAAUUUCAGCAAAGAAACACAAAACCGUUUUUGGAUUCAUUUCCCCGAGGAACACACCCUGAGAAAUACAGCAACCAAUGUUUUUAAUAUAUAGUGACAGUUACUACCGGUUCGUUAGUUAUCUGCUUGGAGAUAAUUGACUAAUCUGUGGUUUGCGUCCGCAAUGCAUGAUUUUCAAUGUCCGUCUGUGUUUCUUUUAAUGGUGUGUUUGUCAUUGUUCUCUUCAAAACAUUGUAUGCGGUGUUAUCUGUUUUAAGUGAAAAUAUCAAGAGAGUUAAAAAAAGUGGAAUAUCCUCUUCAUCAACUGAUACAACUAGGUCGUCUAGAGAUCCAUAUAUCGUUCCCUUUAAUUUCAUUUCCCAACAUCGGUGUGCCAAAAAAGGGCAUUGUGAAUGAAGUCUCUAUUACCUUUUCUUGAGGGUGGCCUUUGCUCAAGGGUUGUUUCCUGUUGGUGCUGAUUUUCCUUUCACCUGUGAACUUUUUGGUCGGCACCAUUUGAUCAAGGAUAUAUUGUAUUGCAUAAAAAAAAGAAAAAAAUUACUGAGAUGAUGGUAAGCAUGGAGUCAUUCAUCAUUGACAGAAGAUAAUGUUCUUGCAAAUAAAUUGCUUCAAAAUAUGCUAAAUGCGCAUUCGCACAUUAAAAAUUAAAUUAGUUUCUCCAGGCCUGGUCCUGCUUGCUCGCCAUCAAGGCAUUGUCAUCAUCGUCUCCAGUGUCAUCAUCUUUGUAGCCGGUGUAAUUACCAUCUUCUGCAGGAAAAGUAACCCUCAUCUUUUUCACCGCCCACGGGGGAAUGACACUUCGAAAUUUUUUUCCCAAGAUAUCCAUGUAACCAACAGGUAAACUGAUCAUAUGCGGCAUAACGAAAUGACCUUAAAAUAAAGAAACAAUAAUUGAUUGAUUUUUGUCACAGAAAGAAUUACUAGUGUAUGCCAGUUUGCUGAUGAUCAUCUCAGACAUUAGGACCUUGUCUAGUUUUGAACCGCAAGUCUUCCCCUAUCCCCACCCGAACAAACCCUUCACUGAGUUUUGUGUCACAGGCAAGGUAGAAGGUCAAUUUCUUAUAAUAGGGAGUUUAAGCGAAGGUUUUCUAGAGCGAUGCACGUCAGCCAGAAGACGUCUAUAAAAAUGUUUUUCCUAUUUGUGAGGGUAUAUUUUUUGUAUAAUUAAGAGUUAAGGCACUUAGUAACUGUUUACCUACAGUGUAACAUAUGUAACUGUGUACCUAACAAAUGUGUACACUUUAAAAAUGAAUCAAAUUCAAAAAUGAAUCAAAUUUAAUACAGCUGGGCUAACAUUUCGUUACUAGACUAAUAUCAUAAGUGACGAAUUACUCCUUAAUUUUGGCGCGAAAUUUCAGCGUUAAUUUGUAAUUUCACAUGUGAAAUUACAAAAUUGCCAUGGCAACCCUUCCGUACGUCUCAGUGUCAAGAUGGCGACGAAGUUUUAAAAUGCCGUGAAUGAAGAUGUCAGGGCACAAAAAGACGCUUUAGAAAACCUGAACACACAAGAAAACAUCAAGAAGGAUUCUAACAGGUAUUUUGCCGAAAAAGUAUGAAAAAUUCUGAACUUUGUAAGCCAAAUUUAAGGUCUAAACAUUUGAGAGAGUGGAGUUCUCGAUCGAUACGAUCCAGGAUAAACAUGUCAAAAAUCCAAGAUUGCUAACGUAAUUCGUCACCCAUGAUAUUAAUAGGUAAUCAAAUGGUAUACUCGUGAAAUUAGGGAAUAAUUUCACUUGCGCUUUGUCCAAAUCCUUAUAUCCUUGGACAAAACGCGCGUGAAAUUAUUCACUAAUUUCACUCGUCACCAUUUGAUUACACAUACAAACAACCAUAAUACGCAGAAUUAUUGCGAAUUGUAAUUAUGCGAAUAAUGGCCAUGCGAUUUUGACUGCCCUGUUUUUGGUAUUUUUUAGCUUGCAUUUUCAAGCAGAAAUGGAAUCCAGUCGGCGGAAAUCAUAACCUCAAUGUCACUCGCACAAUUUUUAACUUAUCUGUUAUUAAGGAACUGGCAAUACGAAGUAUUUGGUGUUCCGCGAGUUUUGACCGUCAACUUCCCAUUCACUUCACAAGAUGGUGCCGCUAACACUAAGGGAAUUCGCCCAAGCUUGACGAGUUUACUGCUUUUAGGAGGCGAUAUAAAGUUGACUCCCGGCCCAGCUCAAAAGCAAGAAAGAAUCGAAAACAUGUAUAUAAAUCAAUAUCAAGCAAGAAAGAAUCGAAAACAUCUCAUGUCCGUCGCUCAUCUCAACGUUCGCUCUGUGGCGUCGCGCGAAAAUUUCUAUCUUCUUAAACAGACAGUUACCACUAAAAACUUCCAUAUCUUUAUAGUCUCUUUCUCGUGGCUGGACCGUACAGUAUGCAACGCGGAUAUUCUGUGUUUCAUAAAAUUAUAUUUCGGGACUUUCCAAUUAACCAUAGUCUCUCCAACUCAGUGGUUGCAGAGACUAUGAUUUAGCCUUAACAAAAUAAGGUGGUGGGCGACUGGGUUACUUUGUUUGAGAAGAAUUUGUUUCCCAGGCCUAAUCUAACGCGAUCGAACAUGAUUGGAAUUUUUGGGUGUACAUACAACACGACGUAAAAUUUGUUUCACUGUUGGACUGUCAAAUUAUUUUUCUCUAAAAUCACUUAGCAUUGGCCUCAAAAGUCACAUGAAUGUUCCCUAAAGUUAACUGAUUUGUGGAUUACAGGUUUAUUGUCUGAUUUAUAUUGUGAAUUUAUUAACGGGAGCUUCGCUUUUAGCUCUCGCUAAAUCUAUGUAUUAAUUCACUCCAAUAUUUUCCCUGUAUUUGGAUAGAAUAGAAUUUGUUUAUUGUAAAAUAUAUACUUACAUAACGUCUAAUUUUUUUGUAUUUAUCCCGUUUGUCUCCACAAUAAAUUUUUUUUGGGUCGACCCAAAAAAAAAUUAGAAGGGUUUGUAUAGAAUUUUCUGAGUAUAACUGGGCUACGAUCUCAGAGACAAUUUGCCGCGAAAUGCUCAUUUUUGGCAAGUAGGCCUCUUGGACAUUGUUCUUUCAGAAUAUCUAGACAAAUCCCAUAAUUUCAGAAAUUUCAUUUUUAUGACGUCAUCACUUUAGUACUCUAUUGUGGCGAAAUUGGCGAUUUUCGCAAAAAUCACUAGAGGGCUGGCGAUAUCCAGAAUGUGGGAUUAUAUUCAAAUUGGAUGCCAAAAGUGCCCCUCUAAGUAGAUAACGAAAGAGGUCCUUACACCGUAAUUUUUAGGGAGUUAUUAUAACUCCAAAAAUGAAGUAAAAAUUUUAGGUACAGGAUAACCCCUUUUUUGGGGUUGUUUUAACUACUAAUUUAACUCCGAAUUUGGGGUCAUUUUUAUGCUUUAAGAAGACUUCUUUUUACUCCCAGUCUGGAGAUAAAAUAACUCCCAAAUGGGGUUACUUUUACUCUUACAUGGGUUGUUUUUACUCUUUUUGAGUUAAUUUAACUCUGAAAGUGGAGUAACAAUUUUAGGUACAGGAUAACUCCUUUUUGGGGGUUAUUUUAACUCCUCAAUAUCUGGGGUCACUUUUACUCCCGAAAAAGAGUUCUUUAAGCUCCUUUUUGGAGUAAAAAUAAGUCCUAAAAAAAAGUUCAAAUUACAUGCCUAAUAAGAGGCCCCAAUAACUGUGAGGCAACAUUUAUCAAAGACAACUGAAUCAAAUAUAUCUGAAAACAACGAAUGGAAGUCGUUUCAGUUAAGCUUACGUAUUUGUGCCAUGUACUUCACAGGUUAAGUAAACAUUUUCUUCCUUUCGAUGUUGCUUGACUUACCAAAAGUAAUGUGGUGCGCUGAAAUAUCACACCAGCAUCAUCAUUUGCUUUUCAAAGUCUUACAAAAGGGAGAGAGUGUCCGUUCAAGCCGACCAAACCAAAUUUCAUGACCCACAGCUGGUCCACUAAUUACUCGAGGAGACAACCACCAAGUCCUUCAAAUAAUAGUAAUUCCUUACCAUGGACACUCUAACUUUUGAGGUUCGAUGUGGACCUAAACAAUCCUCAUUGGUGACAAUUCUCUUAACAUUGGUUCCAUUAAAUUGUGAGGCAGCCUUAAAACAACACCGACUGCGAAACACAUGGUUCCUAGAUAAAAUAUGCUUUCACAAUAACCAGUAUGUGCCCUUCAUUCUUUUUGGUUCUCCACUAUACUAGUAAUAGUUGACACUACAGCUUCCCCCGCUCUGUAUAUAGUAUUCUUGCUCCUUGUGUAGCUCUUUGAAAUAUAUCAAUUGAUAAUGAAGAUGUUCACACAUAUUCCAUACAAUAGGUGAGAUAAAUACAGGAAAUAAACGCAAGGUUCCAUGCACAGUUUCUGUUCGAUUUACACAGCUUUGAUCAAAACAUUCUCAGUGUCGAGAAUAGUUUAUUGUAAACCAUAAGAAAAGAUUUAAUUAGAAGUUUAAGUUUUCGCUAUUUCUAUUUCACUUUUUUACAUUUAGUUCAUUUUAUUUGCCGGAAAGUAAGCCUUAGAAAUUAAAAGGACGUUUGAUCAAUUCACGCUUGGGCAUUCUAGUCUUAUUUUAAACUUUAUAGCGGAAGGACAUCUGUGAGCAGGCAAUAAGUCAGCACAGGAUUUGAUGGUCGGCGAAUUUCUCUAAUCGUCCAUCGUUCUGUUAGUGAUAAGCUAGCCGUUGAAUCAUUCACUCGUCUUGCUUGUUUUGGGCCGAGUCUUAUUCCGACUUAUUUCAAAGAGAGAGAAUGAGUUUCUGGCAAGUUUCAUACUUGCGGGCGCAAACAAUAGAAACGUCAUCAUUACCCACCGAUUCCUCGCGGCCCCUGUUCAAGCAAAUCGAGAUUUUUUCUAUAUUGACUGUAUGACUGUAUAUUUCAACUGCAAGUACUUUCCUUAAUAUACGCGCGAGUUACUAGGGUGCCUCCUCAGGAUUUCGCCUUCUGGGCAAAAUCCCUGCGGGGGCAACAACAUUAUUUUUGUUUUCGUCGUUUUAAACUAUUAAUGCCUAGUUACCUGCACCAAUUCUUGUGAAACAGAUUACUAAAAGGAAAACGUAUAGUUAUACGUAGGUGACUGUACAGAUUUCUAUGUUUAAUUAUAACUCUUACUACAUAAGGGUACAGCUGCUCCAGUAUUCUUUUGUCCGGUUUUCAGGCCAUAAUUAUCUCAAAUACGCAAAAUAACACUGAUGGGUUUUCGAGGGAAACGGCGACAAGAGUCGGAAAUUGAAAGAAAAAUCUCUUUCAAGCCAGCCUUCUUUCUAUUUUUGUUUUAAUUUUCUCCUUCCAAAGAUGGUUUGAAGGGUCAAUCUAUAGCUUUGUCUGACCAUAUAGAAUAAUGUUGUAGAGACAAAAUUUUAAAACUACCACAAAAAGUCUUUGGGGGUACAGAGCCCCUCUUUUUUGUAAGAAAAACUGUUAACGUUAUGAUAAUGGGUUAUGGGAGUUAAGCUACCGACUUAUGCGACGACGUUUCCUUACACUGAAGAAGGGUUAUACACCCGAAACACCUAUUUUUACGACCAUUUCUAGAAACAAUCAGAGGAGCAUAACUCUGGAGCAACCUCUUGAAUUUGUUUGUUUGUUUGUUUUUACAUUAGGGAUCUUCAUUCCAAUAACAUUCUGGAUCUUGACGCAGGCGUAUUCUCCAACCUGACAAAUUUGAGGAGCCUGUAAGUUGUCUGAAUACUUGUUAAAUAAUGUUGGUUUAAACUGUUUGACACACUAUUUCAAAUGAAAAUGCUUGCUUGCUUGCUUACUUGCUUAUUUCGAGCGAACUCGAACUCCAUUAACUAGCUUCAUCCAUUCCUUCCGGUUUCCCAUGGUGCUCUUCAGUUUAGCAAUGCUCAAACCAGUAUCAUUAGGAACAGCCUUAGUCAGUUCUGAUAAUUCUGCAUAGAAUUCCUCUCUGUCGUCCACGUUAGAUACAUUGGUGUGGCUGUAGCAGAAUAUGACAGUAACAGCAGGAUUUCCAUUGAAAGUGGCAAUGAGAGUCCUUGGAUUGAUGGUUUCUACCAAGUUCAGUGCUUUGUGUGCUUUCGGUCUGAGAAGUAAGCCAACACCUCGUAUUGUUGAGCUAUUUGUAGCUUUUUCAGCGGAAGAUGUAAUCAUAACCCAACCUUUCUUCAUGUCAUGGUACUUCAACUCGAUGUCAUCUUGGUAGAUCCGAUGUUCUUAGAUACAUAUGACAUCAAUGUUCUGUUCCCUAGCUAUUGAAGUUAGUUCACCUGUCCUUCCAAUGGAGCUCAGAGUGCGACAGUUGAAAGUUGAAACAAGAGUAGUCUUUUUACACUUAAAAAGCCGGCGAUCCUUCGAAAUGUUUAGGCCAGUAGCAUUCUUUUCGAUCCCAGCCUGGCAUCCCACUGGGGGACGCGCUCCUUGGUGACCCACGCGACGAGCGAUGUGGUAUGAAGAAGUUGUAGAAUUGUUAGUCAUGUUCUUUUUCAAUUGCUUUCACACUUCCAAGAGGAAGUACGAUUCAGUACUAGUGGUCGCAACUCCUACUAGUAACCGCAGUUUUCUACUAAUGAGAAAUGGUUGAACCAUGCCGUUGUGUUUAACAGUGUAAUUCAUCAUCCGCCAUCGAUCAAAACACAAAUAGCCAUAAUAUCUGUCUGCCGGUAUUUGCCUAUCAGUGCCACAGAAGAGCUGCUGCCCAUUCCUAGAUUUUUUGUCAUCGAGGUUUACUCCUUUAGUUGAUUAAGAUUUCGUCUGGUUCCUACCCUUCAAUCUGUCUGGCAUGGUUAAACCUGCCAGGAGACUUGCUCCCGCCAGCUUAGCUCUCCGGAUCAUACGAACACACAAGCUAAUCCACCACGCCAAGGUACUUAAUCAGCGGAUCAGAAAUACUUAAUGUAAAUGCAAAUCAAAAUACUUAGUGUCAAUGGCACAGUAUAUGCAAUGUCUCGUAAACAGGACAUUUCUUGUAUCAUUUAUAGUAAAACCGAUUAAUAGGAAGGUGAACGCAUUACAAUACAACUGAAGAAGGGUAAUACACCAUAAAAGCCUGUUUGUACAACACGUUCUAAUAUUUCUUUCAACAAUAUAUUUUAUGAUUUGUUUCGUUGCAAAUGUGACGCAUCUUUCUAGCGAAUGUUCCGUUGGUUGUCUGACCAUACAUGGGAUUUUAGACCCUUUAAAAAGUGUUUUUCUCAAAACAUUGCAUUUUCUAAGGUUGCAUUUUGUUUAAAUGAAAUGGUUAAUUUGCUGAUUGGUGAGCAAGGUUUUCUUGGUCAAGUGAUAACGCUCCCUUUUUUUCAUGCUGGAGGCUCGUUGCUUUUUAUAAAUUACAUAGCUAUCAACACUGCAAGCUUUCACACCUUAUAAAUAUAUUAAGUUUUAUUUCUUUCGGAAAUGAAUCUCAUUCUCUUAAAAAACAGCUGCGUAGCCUUUGACAUAUUUUCAUCCGUUUGAACCGCGUCAAUAAAACGUUCUUAAAAAAUCUGUCAUUUUCGCACCAGAGUAGGAAUGCAUAUCAACGCCUCUUUUGUUACCUACCACGUGACUGAGUGCUUCCAACGCCGCUCUUCGUCUUGUCGCAUUUGCCACGUCUGCUCCGCCAUGCAGAUCCUACAAAUUUGCUUGUUCCCAGUUGGCUACGACAUUCUUCGACAGUGUAUUAUUACACCACUGAAAAGAGCUCAUAAUACCCUUAUCCAGAACAUUGUCAGCACUUCCUACUAUUCCACAGCUUCCAAUAGUAAGACUUUCAUAGAAUGCAGGAGAAGAAAUACGUGAUUACGCCUUAACGUAUGGAGCUGCCGUUCGGCCAAGAAAAUAACGUUAGCAGACAACCAUGGCUAGUUAUGAAACGAUGCCAGAGAUUAUUUAUCAGAGACAGCUACAGAUAUCUGCAAACAGAGACAACCUGUCCUCAACUGAAUCCCCUAAAGUGAGAGAGCUCGAGAAAGAAAGGGAGGUUGAGACCCGGGAAAGUGACCCCGAUAAUGAUGAUGAGGAUGUAGAAUGCGAUUGAAGUACGGACGAACACGAGGAACUGGCAGGUGGAGACUCCAGGUCGAAAUUUGACAGACUGCCCAUUUUCUUAGUAGGAGCCAGGACGCGUUUUGGACGAAAAGUCAGAAUAAACCACAGACAUUUAAUGUAGAGGUAGAUCGAUCGUUUAGCUUAUCAGAAAAUAUGAAAAUGAAAUGCCAAGGGCUACUUAAACAUUCCAGUAAUGUUGAGAGAUAUUGUUCUUUAAAGCGCGAGGACGUUUAACUUUGUAAAAUUGUAUAGCUAACACACAGCCCAAGGAGCGUUUUCACAUGAGAAAUAAUCGGCGGAUUCGGAUUUAGGAUUUUUUUUAAUGGAUCGACGGAUUUGCAUACUCCUAUUCACGCCCCUCUUGGAUUACGGUCGAUUGAGAAAACUAAUGGAUAGUAGGGAUAUUGUCUUGUCUAGGCGUCAUGGACUUUCAUAGUUCCUAGCUCCCCAUCGAGAUAAAAAAUUAAAAAGUGAGUUUGAAAAAUAUCAAGUUUAAAUUAACAAACCUUCCACUGGCUUUGACAAAACAUCCCACUUCUCUUGAAAUGACUGUACACACCAAGAAGAAAAGUAGGUUGAGUUUGAUCGUCCGGGUGAACGUAGUCCUGAAUAGGACUGUUGUUGUUUUGGUGUCUAGUAGACACCAAGAAGAAUGCGUCCGGACACUCUCAGUGCUCGAAGAUUGACAUUACGAAACUUCUUCCUCGUCUAAAUCCACGGGGUUCUCUCUUCAGCUUCUUCACUGGAAGAGGACUCAGCAACAAGAUGAUAAUGCUAAAUAGACAUCGAGAUUGCUUCUGCAGGUCACGACUCGAAGCUUGUUGUUUUUAACAAAAACACCAGAAUUGCGUCCAAGCAGCCAGGGCGAGCAAUCUUAUUACGUCAUCACCCCAGAGGGCCUUGCACGCCGAUAAAAGUGGCGGAUGCCCGAAGUUCCAAUCUUUCAUUCUAUAGGCCUCUUUUGAACGGCAAAAAAAAAAGUAACUAAAUAUAUUUCUGUCGGAAAAAUCUCCUUCGGAAUCUUGAAGAGCACUUUGAGCAAGAUUUUCUUAUUAAGAGUGGUGUUAUCGUGAUAGGAGUUUUUAGCGUUCUUGUCUACCUAAUUCUUUUGUUUCUUUUAUUAUGCAGAUAUCUUCAAGAUAACGAGAUCCAGAAACUGGAAAACGGAACGUUCUUAGGUCUGAAUUUUCUACAGCUAUUGUAAGUUGUACUCGUUAAAGUGCUCUUUAUUUAUUGGAAUUUUUUUGUUGUUUUCGGCAUUUGCAUUGGCCUUAAUACCAGAGUAAUGUAACGUACAGACACUGUCAUCACUAUACUACACUAUCAAUCCAUGAAUCUGCCGACUUAAAUAAUAAUGGACUCAGUUGGUAAAAUCAGUCCUGCUUUCUUCGUUUAACGCUUUCGUUUGCUUUUGUGUCUUUGUUAUCUCAGUGAGGAAUUCAAUUGCAAUAUUUUAUAUUCGAAUAACGUACACAGUGUGCUGUACAGACUCUUUAUGUCAAAUAUCCCAGAUUGCAAACCGUUGAGAGAAACUGAAAUUACAGAAGCGGAUUAGUUAGGGCGAUAUCAAUUAGGGAGUAAAAGUAAAGGAUCGGAAGACAAAGCGGACAUAUAUUUUCACAGGAUUUCCACAUUCCAGAUGAAUGUUUUCCACAUCAGUGCCAAAGAAAAGAGAAGAUAAUAAAUUUUUGCUUAGUCGGCUCCUGACUUUAGAUUCUUGAGCUUCAUGUUUCAAAAUAGCCUCUUUGCAUGACUUGAUCACGUGAUCAACUUAAGCUAAACACGAAAACAGUUCACUUUUGAAAAGUUUUGUUGGCACAAGCUGAAAGACCAUAUUAAAAUUAGCUGGUAGAACCUGAGAAUUUUGAGACGUAUAUCUCAAAAGUAGCGAUUGCAACGGCCGCCAAAGGUUGGAAGCAUUUGAAUGAGAAAAACAGCUUUUACCAUCCAGUCACGCUUGCAUGGUUUUCCAUUCAAAUCCUUGUAAUUUCGAAAUUUUCAAAACUGUCAUGAAAUAUUUCCUUAAGCAUAACAGGGCACAAAUCUCCUUUUAAUUCAUAAAGGCAAUUUGAGCCCUUAAAUGCGUAUAGGAAAGAUUUUACGACAGUUUAAAAAUUUUAGAAUUUACGAGGGUUGUAAAACCGAUAAAGAGCCUCAUUUGCUUAAAGGUCAGCUGGACAUGUCACGUUCUGACAUUCGAGUGCAACAACAAGGUCUGGAGACCCACGUUCAGUUUGGUCGUUCAAGGUUUAUAAUUCUUUUCCUGCUAGCGUUAAGUUCAGUUUGAGUUCAGAAAAUUCUGCCAUUGCUCUUGCUAAUAGUCAACAAGCGAAAACUUAUGGUGUGGGACAUGUUGUCGUGCGCCUUGGUAACAGCGGGUUUCAAAUGCAUGUAAUUGUUCCUGAGAUUGAGGAUGAGGGCAUUUUCGGUUUGGACCCCCUGUCACAAGUUGAUUCACGUAUUGACAUUGUGACAAACCAACUGCCAAUUCAUGGCAAAGUGUUUGAUUGUUCUGAUUUCAAGAACCAACCCCUUAGUCCCAGAUGUGUGGUUCGCCGGUCAACCAUGAUUGAACCUAACACUGAGGUGAUCGUCCCAGUCCUCGUUCGAGGGCCAUGUGUUAGAAAACUCUUUACUGGGUUAAUCAUGUAUCUACCCUCUCUAAAUAAAGAACAUUGUAUUGUAUUGUAUUUAACAUUGUUCACAAGCGUUCAUUUAACUUAGAUCCAAGGCCGUCUCAAUUAGGCACGCGAUUGUUAAAACCAUAUCUGAACUCACAUUUGCAACAAAAAGGACUUUAUGUUGCAAGGACUCCGGUUAAUGUUAAGGAGGACAGGGUGGUACCCUUACGUGUUUUUAAUGUUUCUCAUGAAGUGUUUCAUUUGGCUGCUGAGACUGUGAUUGUCUUCGCUAAGCCAGUUACUGAUGUCACCUCCCUAGAGCUUAAUGAAGAGAACUAUGACGGUGCUAUGGGCCAAGCUAGAGUAAUAAAUGAACAUGUGUCACAAGGAGCAGUCGAUAAGACUCUACCGAAGGACUUACGGGAACUACUUGAGAGAAGCACGGAUAAUUUAACUGACAGUGAAACUGGGAGACUGCAGGAGAUGCUAUUCAGUUACAAGCAUGUGUCCUCAAUCUCAGACGGGGACUUGGACACCACGCACAUGGUCCAGCACAGAAUCGAUAUGGGCAAUGCUCUUUCAAUCCGAAUUCAACCCCGGCGAACUUCUUCAUGGAAACAUGAUGAGAUAGAUGGACAAGUCACUGACCUCCUACAGCAGGGGAAGGUGAAGGAAUCGUCCAGCCCCAGGUCUUUUCCGGUUGUGCUAGCAACCAGAAAGGACGGUAGCCAUAGGCUGUGCGUGGAAUACCGCCAGUUUAACGCAGUGACGGUAAAGGAUGCCUUCCCCUUGCCACGGGUUGAUGAUUCUCUUGCUGCUUUGAUUGGUUCCCGAUAGUUCUCAAGUUUGGAUCUUGCCUCAGGUUACUGGCAAGUGCUAAUGGAUGCGGGCACCAAGGAGAAGGCAGCAUUCGUAACUUCAAGCGGCUUGUGUGAGUGGACUGUGAUGUCUUUGGGCCUCUGCAACGCACCCAGCACCUUUGCCAAAUUGAUGGAACUUGUUUGGAAGGGCCUACAUUGGAAGAUUUGUUUGAUCUAUCUUGAUAACGUGAUAGUUAUGGGACGCAUUUUUGAAGAAGAAUUAGAGCGGUUGAAAGAGGUGUUCGAGCGACUAGCCAGGGCAGGACUAAAACUUAAGCCAAAGAAGUGUUUUCUCUUCCAGAAAAGGGUUUCGUACCUCGGAUAUGUGGUCACGGAGGAAGGCAUUGCUGCAGACCCUGAAAAGGUGGAGCAAGUUCGCACCUGGCCCACCCCAGAAAACAGCACGGAGGUCAAACGUUUCCUUGGACUUUCCUCUUAUUACUGCCGAUGCAUCCCUGAUUUCUCGACCAUAGCUAAGCCGUUGUACAAGCUAACGGAAGCCAAGGCGUAAUUUGAUCGGACAGAGCAAUUUCAGUUGGCUUUUGACAGCCUGAGGGGUUUACUUACGUCCGGUAGAGUCUUAGCCUACCCUACCAGGGAGGGAGAGUUUGUGCUAGACACCGAUGCGUCAGUUCAUGGCAUUGGGGCAGUGUUGUCACAGUUUCAGGACGGGGUGGAAAAACCCGUUGCGUUUGCAAGUCGGACAUUGUCCAAGUCUGAAAGGGACUAUUGCGUGACCCGUCGUGAGCUCUUGGCAGUCGUUGAGUUUGUUAAGCAACACUGGCAUUACCUACAAGGUACAAGAUUCUGCAUUUGAACUGAUCAUGCCGGAAACGCAAAACAACAGGUCCGGUUUCUAGGGCUCCCUGUCGAACGUGCAACCUAACUAAUGAACUCAUGAAAGCUGAAGCUCUACCAGUAUCGACCAGCACAGCGACAACUGAAUGCUGAUGCACUUUCCCGCAGACCCUGUGGUGUCCGUUGUAAGUGGUGUAAGGGCUGGAAGUCACGGGAGCGAGCGUCAUUUGUUGAUGUGGGUGUUCAGACUGUGAUGCAUGUCCCUUGCCAGGACAACGAACGACCUGUGAAUUGUGAAGAAUCUGUUGGUGCUCGUUGUGCCACUGUCAAGUUAGAACCAACCUGGACUUCAACUUUGUUGAGGGAACAGCAGGAAGCUGACUUUGAUCUCCAGGUUAUUAUUGGUUGGAAGGAAGCCGGCAAAGAAAAACCAUUGUGGGAAGAUGUGUCGCCUUAGAGUUGUGCUGUGAGGACCUUGUGGUCAGAGUGGGACCGGCUGCUCUUCGGAAACCGUGUACUUUGUCGCUAAUGUGAAAGUGACGGAGGAGAACAGAUUAUUGACAAGGUCAUUCUUCCCGAGAGUCUUCGACAGGCUGCUCUCGAAGCUCAUCAUAGUCAUACGACUGCGAGUCAUCGUGGUGUACGGAAGACUCUAGGCGCUCUUCAAUCUCGUUAUUACUGGCAGUUCACAGAUUUGUCGCCAGGUGCCAUGCAAACGUCGUGUUCCGUUAAAUCAGUACGUGGUGGGAGCUCCCAUGGAACGAAUCGCGAUUGACAUUCUUGGCCCACUGCCAGAAACCCGAAAAUUAACAAGUUUAUACUCGUGGUUAGUGACUAUUUCACAAAAUGGACUGAGAUAUAUACAAUGCCCAACCAGGAGGCCACCACUGUUGCAGAGAAGCUUGUGAGCGAGUUCAUUUGUUGCUUCGGUGAACCUCGUCAUCUUCUUAGCGACCAAGGAACUAACCUUGAGUCAAAGGUGUACAUGGCAAAGAUUAGCUUGGUUAAAACGUUUUUUCGGUGGGACCAAUGGAACAUGGAAAAGCUACCUACAAUACAUAGUGAGCUCCGUUGGGGGAUUGUUCUUUUUUAACUGCAACUACAAUAUCUCGGAUUACACAAUUCCUUCUCAAUUCCACCAGGAACUAUUGUCAUGGUGGUCGCAAUUUCGUGAAACGUUUGCCACUGAAGAAGAUUGGAAAACCAUAAUCUGGAAUAACAAAGAAAUAAAAGUGGAAAAGAAGCUGGUUUAUUGUAAACAUUAUGUUAAUGCGAGAGUCAUUUGCAUUCAAGAUCUUUUAUCUAGUCUGAACAGUACUGAUUCCUAUAAUGAACUGUCGAAAAACAUAUGCAAAACAAAUAUUUUAGAAUGGGCUGGCUUAUGUAGGUCCAUUGCAUUAUCGCUUAGAAGUUACGACAGGUAUCCCUCCAUAAACUCACCAACCUUUGUGAUGGGUGACAACAUUUUUUAUGUUACGAAAGGGAAAUCAAAGGAUUACUACACUCUUCUUAUCAGAGAAAAAGCCAAACCGCCCUAUAUAAUUCAAAAGUUACAGAGUAACUUUCAUUUUAACAGCGACAAUCUGAAACAAAUAUUUAAGCUGCCACACUCUAUCGUUGUCCAAUCGUAUGUUAAAGCCUUCCAGUACAAAGUAAUUAACUCAAUUCCUUACACAAAUACAAGGUUGUAUAAAAUAGGUUUUAGAACAAAUGAUUUAUGUACUUUCUGUGACAAUCACCCCGAAUCAUUAACUCAUUUGUUCUAUCACUGCUCACCUUCUAAACAGUUUUGGAUUGAAUUUGAAUUAUAUUGGUGCCUUAUUUCGAAUGAACGACUUCGUUUCUGCGUAGAAAAUGUGCUGUUUGGAAUUUCGACGGAAAAUGCUUGCCCUUUACUUCAAUUGCUGAACUAUUUUAUGCUUAUUGGGAAACUCUUUUCGUGGGACUGUGGGAGCAAACAAAUCCUUCCAAACAUUUAUGGAUUUAGGGCGGAGAUCAUCGCUAAAUAUGAAGAAAAAAAAAUCAGCAACAAAGAUUUCUUUAAAUGAAAUUGGAUACUGACGCCUUAUUUAAGUUAAAUAUCUUAACUUAGCAUUACUUGAUUGCCCUGUUGUACUUUUUUCUAGUUUCUUUUAGCACUGUAAUAAUUUAACGAUUAAUUUUGCUUUACUCUGUUAAUGUCUAUUAAUGCUUUUUUGUUAGUAUUGUAAAUGUAAUGAUCUAAUGUGAUUAUCAAUAAAUACCUUAAAAAAAUGUUUAGGGCUUACACUUCCAAAAUGGUUUCUCUGGUGAUUUCGAUAGUAAAAUAGUACAAUUUAUUUGGAUCAAAUAAACGGUAAUCCAUCAAGUAAUUUUGGUAAUUAGGAGGCCAAGGAUUGACAGCCGCAAUCAAACCACCAGGCUAGUCUUGUCUGGGCAUCACGGACUUUCAUAGUUCCUAUGGCUCCCCAUCGAAAUAAACAAAUUAAAAAGUGAGGUGGAAAGUAACAAACCUUCGACUGGCGUUGACAAAAAAGGGAGUUCUUUGCAUCACACAUUCACUUUCACUUGACGUGACUGUACAUCUUUUACAAACACAACAAGAAGAAUCUGUCCGGCGUCUUUCAAUGCUCGAAGAUUGACAUUACGAAACUUCUUCCUCCUCUUAAUCCUUCGCGUCUUCUUCACUGGAAGAGUACUCAGCCUCAAGCUGAUAAGGCUGAAUAGACAUCACGAUCACUUCUGCAGGUCACAACGCGAAGCUUGUUGUUUCUAACAAAAACACCAGAAUUGCGCCCAGGCAGCUAGAGCGAGCAACCUUAUUACGUCAUCACACCCGAGAGCCUUUCACGCCGCUGAAAAUGGGGGAUGCGGGAGUUUUCAAUCUGUCAUUCUCUAUAGGCCCCUUUUGAACGGAAAAAAAGUAACUUAAGAAAACGAACAAUUUUUUGUGGGAAAAAUAUCCUUUGAAAAUCUUAAAGAGUAUUUUGGGCAAUAUUUUCUUAUUAACAGUGGUGUUAUCGUGAUAGGAGCUUUUAGCGCUUUUGUCUACCCAAUUCUUUUGUUUCUUUUAUUAUGCAGAUAUCUUCAAAAUAACAAAAUCCAGAAACUGGAAAAAGGAUCGUUCUCAGGUCUGACGCGGUUACCUAUAUUGUAAGUUGUACUCGUUGAAGUGCUCUUAAUUGAAUUGAAUUUUUCGUUGUUCUUGGCAUUUGCAUUUGAGUUAAUGCUAGAGUGGUGUAAAGUACNAGUAUUUUGGGCAAUAUUUUCUUAUUAACAGUGGUGUUAUCGUGAUAGGAGCUUUUAGCGCUUUUGUCUACCCAAUUCUUUUGUUUCUUUUAUUAUGCAGAUAUCUUCAAAAUAACAAAAUCCAGAAACUGGAAAAAGGAUCGUUCUCAGGUCUGACGCGGUUACCUAUAUUGUAA
Molecule: messenger RNA, 16217 nt
Organism: Porites evermanni
Lineage: Eukaryota; Metazoa; Cnidaria; Anthozoa; Scleractinia; Poritidae
Source: the annotation of a GenBank genome assembly